Messenger RNA from Ostreobium quekettii, 1611 nucleotides. The record is from the annotation of a GenBank genome assembly. NCBI's taxonomy places the organism in Eukaryota, Viridiplantae, Chlorophyta, Ulvophyceae, Bryopsidales, Ostreobiaceae.
AUGGCGCAGAGCAGGUGCAUGCUUGUAGGGAACAGGAGCGCGAAGCGUGAGAAGGGGACAAGGGAAUUAGACAAGCCGAGAUAUCAGGUUAUCGAGCGUAUCGACGCGGGUGGUAUGGCGGAGGUCUUCAAGGCCGAAGCGACCAGCAUGCAGGGCUUCCAGAAGUUGGUGGCCAUCAAACGCGUCCUCCCAUCGCUGACAAAAAACCAACGCUUCAUCCGCAUGUUCCUGGACGAGGCCAAGGUUUCUCUCCACCUCAACCACACCAACUGCGUCCAGGUCUUCGAUCUCGGGAUCGCCGAUGGCACAUACUUCAUCGUGAUGGAGUUCAUCGACGGGACCAACCUCAAGAAUGUCCUGGAGUACGUGGUCAGCCAGAAGAUGCAGCUCCCGGUGGAGCAGGUGGUCUAUAUCGCCAUCGAGAUCUGCAAGGGCCUGGCGCACGCGCACAACAAGCGCGAUCUGGAAGGGCGUCCGCUGCAUAUCGUGCACCGCGACAUCAGCCCUCCAAACGUGCUGAUGUCGCGCGAGGGCGAGAUCAAGAUCACGGACUUCGGCCUGGCCAAGGCGCAGAGUCAGGUCGAGCAGACCGAUCCCGGCGUGGUCAAAGGGAAGUUCGGCUACCUCUCUCCAGAGGCAGCCAACGGCGAAGGCGUGGAUCUUCGCACGGAUGUCUUCGCCGUGGGGAUUCUGUUGUGGGAGAUGCUGAUGGGGCGCAGGCUCUUCCUCGGCAAAUCCGACUACGAGACCCUCAAGCAAGUUCAGGUCGCCAAGAUCCCCGAUAUGCAAUCGGUGCGCUCGGAUGUCCCGCACCAGCUUGUCGAGAUCAUCGAGCGCGCGCUGGCAAAGGAUAUCAACCGUCGCUACCAGGAUGCCAGAUCACUGGCCGAGGCGCUCGCAGACUUCCUCUAUGGCUUCGGUCGCCCCGUCACCGGUUUCGGAAUCGCCGGGCUGGUCAGCAGCGUCAUGGACGCGCGAAGCGGCAAGUCAGACAGCACCAACGACUCCAAAAUCAAUGAAGUCGUCCAGCGCGAGAUCAACGCGCUCGUCUCGCUCGAGGAGGUCGAGGAUCUCGACCUCAUGCUCGCGGAUAUGUACGACUCGACCUCGGCUCAUGACGCGCACGGCCCCUCCGGUGAACCCGGUGAUUGGGAGAACCCCGCUGAUUGGGGCCUCGAUCUCGGGAUGGAGGCUGAUGACGCGCCAUCCUUCUUGGCGCGACAGGGUGGCGGCGCGGACACCUGGCAAGAGGCCGGGCUCGGGGACCUCAUGCGACCUGAGAACGCUCAGGCCGCCGCCGAGAAGAUGCGUCGCGAGCAAGCGCAGGCGAUGCAAACCCCCGAAGGUCAGCGCACCUCUCAGCAGCAACAGCAGGCACAGCGCGCAGCGCAGCAGCAGGCUGCCCAGCAACAGCUCGCCCAGCAACAGGCCGCCCUGCAACAACAGCAAGCGAUGCAUCACCCCGGGGCGACCGAACCCACGCCCAUCGAGCCUGCACAGGACGAUGGCGGAGGUGGCAACACCAUCCUGAUCGUCGCCGCUGUGGUCCUGGUUCUGAUCGCUGCUGUCGUUGGCGUCGCGGUGAUCGUCCUGUUCGGCGCGCCAGGCUAA